GUGCGGGUUCCAUCCCCCCGCUCCGCAAGCCCCGGCCCCCAAGUCCCGCGCGGGCCGGCCAGGGGCGGGGCGUCGGGCCAGCUGAGCUAUCCCGUCAGACCGCGCCAGUUUGAAUGAAAGCUCCACAAGAUGGCGGCGGUCGGGGCCGAGGCGCGAGGAGCUUGGUGUGUGCCUUGCCUAGUUUCACUUGAUACUCUUCAGGAAUUAUGUAGAAAAGAAAAGCUCACAUGUAAAUCGAUUGGAAUCACCAAAAGGAAUCUAAACAAUUAUGAGGUGGAAUACUUGUGUGACUACAAGGUAGUAAAGGAUAUGGAAUAUUAUCUUGUAAAAUGGAAAGGAUGGCCAGAUUCUACAAAUACUUGGGAACCUUUGCAAAAUCUGAAGUGCCCGUUACUGCUUCAGCAAUUCUCUAAUGACAAGCAUAAUUAUUUAUCUCAGGUAAAGAAAGGCAAAGCAAUAACUCCGAAAAACAAUAACAAAACUUUGAAACCUGCCAUCGCUGAGUACAUUGUGAAGAAGGCUAAACAAAGGAUAGCUCUGCAGAGAUGGCAAGAUGAACUCAACAGAAGGAAGAAUCAUAAAGGAAUGAUAUUUGUUGAAAAUACUGUUGAUUUAGAGGGCCCACCUUCAGACUUCUAUUACAUUAACGAAUACAAACCAGCUCCUGGAAUCAGCUUAGUCAAUGAAGCUACCUUUGGUUGUUCGUGCACAGAUUGCUUCUUUCAAAAAUGUUGUCCUGCUGAAGCUGGAGUUCUUUUGGCUUAUAAUAAAAACCAACAAAUUAAAAUCCCACCUGGUACUCCCAUCUAUGAAUGCAACUCAAGGUGUCAAUGUGGACCUGAUUGUCCCAAUAGGAUUGUACAAAAAGGCACACAGUAUUCGCUUUGCAUUUUUCGAACUAGCAAUGGACGUGGCUGGGGUGUGAAAACCCUUGUGAAGAUUAAAAGAAUGAGUUUUGUCAUGGAAUAUGUUGGAGAGGUAAUCACAAGUGAAGAAGCUGAAAGACGGGGACAGUUCUAUGACAACAAGGGAAUCACGUAUCUCUUUGAUCUGGACUAUGAAUCUGAUGAAUUCACAGUGGAUGCGGCUCGAUACGGCAAUGUGUCUCAUUUUGUGAAUCACAGCUGUGACCCAAAUCUUCAGGUGUUCAAUGUUUUCAUUGAUAACCUCGAUACUCGUCUUCCCCGAAUAGCAUUGUUUUCCACGAGAACGAUAAAUGCUGGAGAAGAGCUGACUUUUGAUUAUCAGAUGAAAGGUUCUGGAGAUAUAUCUUCAGAUUCUAUUGACCACAGCCCAGCCAAAAAGAGGGUCAGAACAGUAUGUAAAUGUGGAGCUGUGACUUGCAGAGGUUACCUCAACUGAACUUUUUCAGGAAAUAGAGCUGAUGAUUAUAAUUUUUUCCCCAAUGUUAACAUUUUUAAAAAUACAUAUUUGGGACUCCUAUUAUCAAGAUUGUACCUAUGUUAAUUUACAAUUCAUGUUUCAAGACAUUUGCCAAAUGCCUCUGAAGAGAGGGUCACUGGGUCUCAUAGAUUGAUUUGAAGUCUACAUAUCUAUAGUGCUUAGAGACCAGACUAAUGGAAGGCAGACUAUUUACAGCUUAGUAUAUGUGUACUUAAGUCUAUGUGAACAGAGAAAUGCCUCCCGUAGUGUUUGAAAGUGUUAAGCUGAUAAUGUAAUUAACAAUUGCUGAGAGAUCAAACAUUCAGCUUGCCAUACACCUGAAAUUCGGAGAAACAGUUAAUUUGGGCAAAUCUACCAGUUCUGUUUUUGCUACUCUGUUGUCAUUCCUGUUUAAUAUUCACUGUACUUGUAUUUGAGACAAAUAGGUGAUACUGAAUUUUAUACUGUUUUCUACUUUUUCAUUAAAACAUUGGCAUCUCAAUGAUAUAGAAAUUUAAGGUAUAAAAUUAAAUGUAAAAAUUAAUUUCAGCUUCAUUUCAUAUUUUGAAGCAAUCUAGACUGUUGUGAUGAGUGUAUGUCUGAACCUCUAAUUCUUAAAAGACUUCUUAAUCUUCUAGAAGAAAAAUCUCUGAAGAGCUCUCUCUAGAAGUCCAGAAUGGCUGGCCAUUAUGCUUCUUUGAAAGGACAGGAUAAUGGGACCAGGACAGUUUUUUGGAGUACCAAGCAAGGGGAAUGGAGCACUUUAAGGGCGCCUCUUAGUAACAUGAAUUGGAAAUUUGUGUCGAGUACCUCUGGUCUAAACAGUCUAAACAGUAAAACAAGCUGCCUGGAGAGCACCUGUACCUAAUGAUACUGUAAUGUACAUUAACGUUACAGCCUCUCAAUUUCAGGCAGGUGAUAACAAUUCCUUUCCACCAGAUUUUAUUUUUAUAUUUCCAGCAGGUUCUUCUUAAAAAGUAAUCUAUAUUUUUGAACUGAUAUUUGUUUUAUACAUGAAUUUUUUUUAGAUGUGAUAAAGCUAAACUUGGCCAAAGUGUGUGCCUGAAUUAUUAGACCUUUUUAUUAGUCAACCUGCAAAGACUAAAAUAGAAUAUAUUAGUUUGUAAGGGGGUGGGAGGGUUCCAGCAUAGUAUCAAAUCUCAAUCAGGAAAAACUGUUUUCAUGUCUGAUUCUGAGAUUUCUCAUCGUGUUGUUGAAAAUGAUAAAUGCAGCAAAUCUAGCUUUCAGUAUUCCUAAUUUUACCUAAGCUCAUUGUUCCAGGCUUUAAUUACCUAAAAUAAGCUUGGGUAAAAUUGAACCAACUUCAAGAAUGCAGCACUUCUUAAUCUUUAGCUCUUUCUUGGGAGAAGCUAGACUUUAUUCAUUAUAUUGCUAUGACAACUUCACUCUUUCAUAAUAUAUAGGAUAAAUUGUUUACAUGUUUGGACCCUCAGAAUCUGUUAACCAAAAUUGCAGAAUGGGGAGCCAAGCGUGCGUGGUGGCUCACACCUGUAAUCCCAGCACUUUGGGAAGCUGAGGUAGGAGGAUCACCUGAGGUCAGGAGUUCAAGACCAUCCUGGCCAUCGUGGUGAAACCCUGUCUCUACUGAAAAUACAAAAAUUAGCUGGGCGUGGUGGCACACGCCUGUAGUCCCAACUACUCAGGAGGCUGAGGCAGGAGAAUCACUUGAACCCAGGAGGCAGAGGUUGCAGUAAGCCAAGAUCACACCACUGCACUCCAGCCUGGGUGACACAGUGAGACUCCGUCUC
This is a messenger RNA of Piliocolobus tephrosceles (Ugandan red Colobus), 3152 nucleotides long. RefSeq names its product SUV39H2 histone lysine methyltransferase (gene SUV39H2). Gene Ontology annotation, cellular component: nucleus. Lineage: Eukaryota; Metazoa; Chordata; Mammalia; Primates; Cercopithecidae. The record is from RefSeq and is a predicted model, not a curated record. Gene Ontology annotation, molecular function: histone H3K9 methyltransferase activity; protein binding; zinc ion binding. The coding region runs from base 130 to 1362 and encodes 410 amino acids. The transcript is spliced from 6 exons.